CGCCUCGAGUACUCCACGCCAUGUCUAUCCUCAUACCCAGACACGCGCAUAUGAUCGCGUGCAAUGGGCAAUUCGAGCAGCAAGAACAAAAUCUCUGAUCAGGACAGAGCCAUCCUCGACCUGAAGAUCCAACGCGACAAACUUCAACAAUACCAGAAACGAAUCACAACGGUCACGAAUCGCGAGACGGAGAUUGCGAAGGAAUGCCUUCGGAAUGGGAAUAAGCAGAAAGCAUUGCUUGCUUUGAGGAGGAAGAAGUAUCAAGAGUCGUUGUUGUCGAAGACGGAUCAACAAUUGGCACAACUGCAGGCUCUGACGAGUGAUGUGGAAUUUGCGCUCGUGCAGAAGGAUGUGCUGUUCGGGCUGCAGCAGGGCACGGCGGUACUGAAAGAGAUCAACAAGGAGAUUGGUGGGCUGGACAAGGUGGACAUGAUACUGAGUGAGAGUGAGGAAGCAAGAGCAUAUCAAGAGGAAGUCAGUGAGAUGCUCGCGGGCAAGAUGUCCAACGAAGAUGAGGAUGCUGUGGAGGAUGAAUUGGAGGCUAUGGAAAGAGAGCAAAGGCAAGCGCAAGGAGUUCCUAGCAUGCCAGAUGCGCCAAAGGUCACUGCUGGAGAGCUUCCCGAUGCUCCAGUUGAAUCGCCCGAGGAGCGGGCAAAGGCGAGGAGGUUGGCGAGAGCAGCAAGGGAGAAGAGUGAGGCUAUACCAGCAUGAUCUCACUUCCGAUUUGGCGAGGUAGGCAUCGUUUGUCGUUGAGCGAGGCGUUGGCGGCACCGGGGGAGCAUCAAUCCAUACGAUAUCUAUCAUAGAAUCUAUCCGAUUGCGAAUGUCAGCAUUAAAUGAAAGACCGCGACAUGAGCUUCUCACUCAGGAUUUGCCAGCAUCAUACUCAACAGAAUUUGGUCCAGGGAGAAGUGAGUUCGCAAACUGUUC
This is a messenger RNA of Cercospora beticola, 930 nucleotides long. It is a transcript of the gene VPS20, whose product is annotated as ESCRT-III subunit protein VPS20. Lineage: Eukaryota; Fungi; Ascomycota; Dothideomycetes; Mycosphaerellales; Mycosphaerellaceae. Gene Ontology annotation, cellular component: ESCRT III complex; multivesicular body. The record is from RefSeq and is a predicted model, not a curated record. Gene Ontology annotation, biological process: late endosome to vacuole transport via multivesicular body sorting pathway; vesicle budding from membrane.